Messenger RNA from Fragaria vesca subsp. vesca, 2732 nucleotides. RefSeq lists its product as uncharacterized. The transcript has 3 exons. The record is from RefSeq and is a predicted model, not a curated record. Bases 1 to 2595 code for a protein of 864 amino acids. Lineage: Eukaryota; Viridiplantae; Streptophyta; Magnoliopsida; Rosales; Rosaceae.
AUGGGAACUGAAAUACAGUCAAAGAUGUAUCUACCAGGAUAUUAUUCCAUACCGACUCUAACUAGCAAUGUUGGCCAUGGUGGAUGGUCCCUACUCAACGAGAACAAAUCCUUGACGAAUGGGCAACAAUAUGACAUACUCUCGAUGAGGCCAGUUGUCGAUGGAUUUCAUGAAAGCAGUAAGGAACAAGUGAGGCAAAUGAUUUUGAAGCAUGAAUCUAUAUUCAAACAUCAGCUCAAUGAACUUCAUCGUCUUUAUGAAAGACAAAAGGACUUGAUGAAUGAGAUCAAAAGCAAAGAGUUGCUCAAAAUUCAAAAAGCAGCAGCGGCAUCACAACUACCUCUUUUUUCAUCUGGUUUUCCCUUGGUUGGUUCAGGUUACCAUAGACCAUCUAUGUCAACUACUGCUAUUAGCAGCCAAUCAUAUUGUAAUUCUAUUGGAAGCACCCAGCCAACUAGUGGUGUACCCAGCCAAAGUGGAGUCAAGAAGCUUCAGAGAAGAUUGUUCAACCUGGAACUUCCAGCUGACGAAUACAUCAGUGAUGGAGAGGAACCAGAAGGAGUUUUAUCGGGACCAUCAAACGAAACUUAUCCUCCUAACAGAAGAAAUGAGGCUAAAGUGUCAUUUAAUCACAUUGGUGAAGCAUUUGGCGAUAACGGUGGUGCUUUGAGCUCUGGCUUGUAUUUUGAAAGAAGCUCAUUGACCGGUCUGAAGGAACCCAUUCAGAUAGACAAAAUGUCUCUCUCAACAGAUGAUGUGUACAGAGGUGUCUGGCCUUUUGCAAAGAAGUUUCCAGAGAACCCACAAUUGGGGAAGGCUGGAGGAGUUAGUGAUAUGCAUUUGAAGCAUGAAAGCAACCAAAAGGAAUGGUUAACAAAUGGUCUCAAUGCUGAUCAAACAAGAACUUCAUUUGGUGGAAGUUUUGGCCUUCCAGAUUUUAAGAAGCCUUGUGAACCAUCAAAAAUUGAAGCUAGGAAAGCAUGUGAGCCUGCCAAGAGGACACUUUUUGGUAUAGAAAUCUCGGAUAGAGAUUUAAAUUCAUCUUCUCAGGCUUCUAAGUCUGAUGUCGCCGCCAUUUCUGAGUCACCUCCUACUUGGGCAAGACCUCCAAGUAGCUUGAGCAACAACUGGACAUCAGUUCAACCGAACAGUUUGUUUAACACCUCCACACACUCAAAUAGGGAUUCAAUUAUGUUGCAGCAAAAACCUGAAGUUACCAGGGAAAGAUUGCUUUUAGAUUGCAAUUCCAGACCAUUCAGUCCAAGUCUAAAAGCUGAACUGCCACACCAAAAUGGUGUUUUUUUUCGCAGUAAGUUUGAGAGCAAUGAAUUACACAGUUAUCAGCCUUCAAUCGGUGGAGGCUUCCUCUAUGCAGACAGCAGCCAUAGUUCUGCUUCUAAAGAUUUCACACAACAUGGUGCUCAGUCGCACUAUUCGAGUAUAGGUUGCAGGGCAGAUAAUGAAUUUGUGAACAGACUGGGGAACCAAGAUACCCCACAAGGAAGACUGCAUUGGCUUGAAGCAGCUUCAGUUUGUAAUGGUCCACUUGCUUCAGCAGUUGACAACAAUUCUGUUAAAGUUGGGUUUGUGAAAGGUGAUACAGUUCAUGAUCCUACGCCACAGAUGUGUAGAGAGAAACUGAAAACGCAGAAUGACAAAGCUUAUUCUGGGUACCAUAUAGACUUGAACAGAUGUUUAACUGAAGAAGAAACUCGAAUAGAUGUGCAGGUACCAUUAGAAGUUGCAAGAGAUGUCAACUUUGGUGAAGCUUCUGAGCAAAGAAUUUGUAAAGAAAUUUUUCAUUCAUCUCAUGAUGGCCCAAUCAGGGUUGCAGCUGAGACUCUGGUUGCCAUCUCAUCAUCGCAAGCUCAUGACAUGCAGGAAAAAGCUGCUACACAUGGUCUUGAUCAAGAAAUUUCUGCUUGUCGUGAAGACAAUGCAACAGCAAUUGACAACUCCCUUCUGUGGUUUGCAGAAAUAGCUUCUUCAAACGAACCAAAUCUUGGACAGACGGAUAAUGUCGUAAAAAUUAAUGGAGCAAGUAGUUCUGCCUGUGAUGAAAACUCCUCACUGGACUCAAUGGAUUACUUUGAGUACAUGACAUUAAAUCUGGUGGAAACCGAGUUAGAUCAGUGCUGCAACGUCACUUCAGACAAUCCAGAAGAAGAAGUGUCAUUGUCAAAACGGCCACAAAGGGGUGUGACGAGGAGAGGGAGGCAAAAGAAGGAUUUCCAGAGGGAUGUUCUCCCCGGUAUUGCUUGUUUGUCAAGAAAUGAGGUGACUGAGGAUCUUCAAACAUUUGAAGGGUCAAUUAGAGCAAGUGGUGGCAGCUGGCAGUCAGGUUUAUCCCAGAGAAAUGCUGGUAAGGUUGGCGGGGGAAGAGGGAGGAAGCGUUUGGGAACUUGCACUCUAUCUACUACUAGUACUGUGCAGGCUGCACUUAGUCAGCCCCAGAUGGAGCAGCAGCCUCAGUGUGGAGAGCUGCAGGAACUUGAGGAAAGAAGUAUGGCAGUGACUGGAGGUUGGGGUAAGAGGACAAGGCGUCCACAGCGGCAAAGAUAUCCCAUUGAUAGUUCUCCUGUUUCUCAAAAAUAAAGGAGGAGAUAAGUCAUUUGCUGAGUGGACUUGUAUGAUUAUUCAUAAUAAGUUUAUAGAAAAGUUUGCUGAACUGAAAAGUGUAACAUUAACAUUACAGAAAGAGUGUAAUAGAGGUGUUCUGAUAGAUUAUAUUU